UUAUAAUCCAGUAAACAAGUAGUGUCCAGUCCCCUUCACAUCAAUUAUCUUUACUUUCCUUGUCUAGCCAUCAAUGUGUUUAGUUCACUUUCAUCGCCAUUAGCACUAAAACUCUGUAUAUCAGAUGCAGAUUGAGGUAGGGAAUAAUACAAAGCAAAAUUAACAGUAUGAAGAGGCAACCUGAAACUGCUGUUUUUGUUAAAAAGUUGAAAUUUUUAUGCAUAAUCUGUUUUCUUGAAUUGAUUUUCUGCACAAUCUCUGGUUCAGUUGCAGCCUCACCCAGACUCCACCAAGAAGAAGUGAGUGCUUUAAGAGAGAUUGGGAAAAUAUUGGGUAAAAAAGACUGGGAUUUUAGCCAGGAUCCAUGUAGUGGAGAAGGGAAUUGGAGUAUUCCUAUCACCAUUAAAGGAAUUGAGAGUUCUGUUACUUGUAACUGCUCUUUUGAUCAAAAUUCUUCUUGCCAUGUUGUUAGCAUAGCUUUGAAAGGACAAAAUCUUACGGGAGAUGUUCCACGACAAUUUGCUAAGCUUCGCCAUCUUAAAAAUUUGGAUCUCAGUCGCAAUUACCUCAAUGGUUCAAUACCAUCCCAAUGGAGUUCAAUGCGCUUGCUCGAUCUGUCCUUUAUGGGAAACCGAUUGUCAGGUCCAUUUCCAAAGGUCAUCACCCGAAUUACCACCCUAGUGAACCUGAGCCUUGAGGGAAACCAGUUUUCAGGAUCCAUUCCUUCAGAUAUUGGGUGCUUGGUCAAUUUACAAAAAAUUAUUUUGUCAUCAAAUCAAUUUACUGGAGAAUUGCCGAUGGCUCUUUCCAAGCUAACCCACUUAACUGAUAUGAGGAUAAGCGACAAUAACUUCACAGGAAAGAUACCAGAAUACAUCAGCAGCUGGGCACAGAUUGAAAAACUGCACAUGCAAGGGUGCUCCCUCAAGGGCCCAAUCCCUUCAUCUAUCUCUGCCCUGACGAGCUUGAGUGACUUGAGAAUCAGUGAUUUAACAGGUCGAGGAUCUACCUUUCCGCCACUAAGUAGUAUGGAGUCCAUGAAAGUGCUGAUACUGAGGGGUUGCUUAAUACAUAGAGAGAUCCCUGAAUAUAUAGGGGACAUGAAAAAAUUAAAAAAUUUGGACCUUAGUUUUAAUAACUUGACUGGUGAAAUUCCAGCAUCUUUCAUCAAUCUUGGGAAAUCUGAUUUUAUGUAUUUGACAGGAAAUAGGCUUAAUGGGAUUAUUCCAUGGUGGAUUUUAUCGAGAAAUAAGAAUGUAGAUAUUUCUUAUAACAACUUUAUUGGGGAAGACUCAUCGCAAAAUGAAUGCCCUCAUGGAAGUGUAAACUUGGUGGAGAGUUACUCCUCAACAACUGAUAAAUCCAAUACAGUUCACUCUUGCCUGAAGCAAGAAUUUCCAUGUUCGGAUCCAAAAAGAUCACAAUAUUUCACCUUGCACAUUAAUUGUGGCGGCAAAGAUGUAAUCUUAGAAAAUGGCACAAAGUAUGAAGAUGAUCUUGAAGCCAGAGGUGCUUCCAUGUUUUACUCGAGACAGAACUGGGCAUUUAGCAGCACUGGGAACUUCAUGGACAAUGAUAUUGAUGCUGACAACUACAUCGAAACUAAUGUUACUGCUCUGUAUAAUGUCACUUCCCCGGUAUCGGAACUGUACAGAACUGCACGUGUAUCUCCAGUCUCUCUCACUUACUAUGGCCUUUGUCUCUUGAAUGGAAACUACACUGUGAAACUCCACUUUGCGGAAAUUGUUUUCACAAAUGAUAGUUCAUUUAACAGCCUUGGCAGACGUAUAUUUGAUGUAUAUCUACAGGGAAAGUUAGUAUUGAAGGAUUUUAAUAUUGCAGCUGAGGCUGGUGGGCCUGGUAAGCCCAUUGUAAAGACUUUCACUGUAGCUGUAACGAGCCACACACUGAAGAUCCAUCUUUACUGGGCAGGAAGAGGUACCACGGGAAUCCCAAAAAGAGGAAGUUAUGGCCCUCUGAUAUCAGCUAUAUCAGUUGAUCCUAAUUUUAAACCUCCAGUCCAUCACAGGAAAAUUAAAUCUGCUGAGGUGGCUGGAAUAAUAUCUGGAGCUACAUGUCUUUUGCUUUUUAUUCUAUACAUCUUACAUAGGAGAGGGUGUUUUGGAGGCAAAAUAUCUGCAGAUAAAGAGCUUAGAGGCCUUGACCUACAAACGGGUUUAUUUACAUUAAGACAGAUCAAGGAUGCGACUAAGAACUUUGAUCCUGCAAACAAGAUUGGCGAGGGUGGUUUUGGUUCAGUUUACAAGGGUCUACUAUCAGAUGGAACGGUAAUAGCAGUGAAGCAGCUUUCUUCCAAAUCUAAGCAAGGGACUCGUGAAUUUGUUAAUGAAAUAGGAAUGAUAUCUGCAUCGCAGCAUCCAAAUCUAGUGAAGCUUUAUGGAUGUUGCGUUGAAGGAAAUCAUUUAAUGCUAAUCUACGAGUACAUGGAAAAUAACUGUCUGUCCCGUGCUCUUUUUGGAAAGGACGUAACAAAAAGACUGAAGUUAGAUUGGCCUACAAGAGUGAAAAUCUGCCUUGGUAUAGCCAGAGGUUUGGCCUACCUUCAUGAAGAGUCGAGACUGAAAAUAGUCCAUAGAGACAUCAAGACUAGCAACAUUUUGCUCGACAAAGAUCUCAAUGCAAAAAUAUCUGAUUUUGGUCUAGCGAAACUUAAUGAAGAAGAUAAAACUCACAUUAGUACCCGUAUUGCAGGAACCAUAGGUUAUAUGGCUCCGGAGUAUGCAAUGCGUGGAUAUCUAACUAAUAAAGCAGAUGUCUACAGUUUUGGAGUGGUCACACUCGAAAUUGUCAGUGGUAAAAGCAACACAAACUACAGGCCGAAAGAAGAUUUUGUCUACCUUCUCGACUGGGCUUAUGUUUUGCAAGAGAGAGGUAAUCUACUGGAACUGAUUGAUCCAGAACUGGGAUCCACCUACUCGUCAGAAGAGGCUAUGGUGAUGCUAAACGUGGCCCUUCUAUGCACCAACGCCUCGCCAACUCUCCGGCCAACCAUGUCUCAAGUGGUGAGCAUGCUUGAAGGUCGAACCGCUGUUCAAGAUUUACUUUCUGAUCCAGGAUUUUCGACAACUGAUUCGAAAUUCAAGGCCAUAAGAAACCACUUCUGGCAGCAUCCGAGCCCAGGCCUGAGCCAAAGCCUAAGCAUGUCGACUAACGGUCCUUCGUCAGGUUCGAUGGUGUCAAUUAUAGAUAAGAAUGAGAUUGGCAUCAUUCAGAGAAAUGAACGGGAUGUAUCCGAUAAUUAAUGAAACAUUCUAGCAAAGCAAUUGUGUAUACUGCUUUCACUCUUUCAGUGUGUGUUUUUUUUGUACAUCAGUGUCAGGCAGAAUGAGUUCCUGUCACAAGUUAUUGAGUUUUCAUUUCCUUUAAUUAGCACUUUCUGUAUUAAGAACUAUUAUAGUAUAAAGGAGUUUUUAACCUAGACAAUAUUUAAUGGAAAUAUUUCUUUACCAAA
This is a messenger RNA of Olea europaea var. sylvestris, 3472 nucleotides long. Its product is annotated as probable LRR receptor-like serine/threonine-protein kinase At1g07650. Lineage: Eukaryota; Viridiplantae; Streptophyta; Magnoliopsida; Lamiales; Oleaceae. Bases 168 to 3263 code for a protein of 1031 amino acids. Gene Ontology annotation, molecular function: protein kinase activity; protein binding; ATP binding. Gene Ontology annotation, biological process: protein phosphorylation. The transcript has 24 exons. The record is from RefSeq and is a predicted model, not a curated record.